AUGCCCCUCAAAACCGGACAUUGUUUGCACGAUGAGCAUACUCUGAGAUCCGUGUUCGAAAAUCGUCCAAUUGAUGAUGGUAGUAUCCAUGUGAUACAUCUUGUCUGUCCACCCAAAAAUCUCAAUGCCUUUAACGAACUUCGAAAACGUAAUGUGGCCCGCACUCAGACGAGUGCGGUGCCAGGAGCUCAUUCCGGUGCGCAUCUACAAACCCAGCAGCCCGGUUUCAGCAGCGUAUUUCCCUCAUUUUAUGCAAACUCUUUAUGGACUAAUAAUAUUGCAACACAGAGAGGUUUUAUUGCGCCACAGCCAAUGCCUGCUUCGCCAAGUGCUCAAUUUCAGAGCGCAUAUCAGGCGUAUAUGGCUUCAUAUUGUAAUUAUAUGUAUCAGAUGAUGGCCGCAGUAGGGAACAAUCCAAAUGCUGUGCAAUUUUCGCCUCAAUUUCUUCUGAACAAUCAGCAAAUGCUAAGUGCAAAUUUACCAUUGCAACCUCAACAAGCCAAUCGACCGCAGCAGGCAUUUGCUGCUGAACCAAAUCUGGCUGCUCCUGCUGCUGCUCCAGCUGCAGGUGGCAUUGUUCAGGAAGCGGUUGCCGGUGAUGUUGAUGGCCAACAGAGAGAUUUUUUGGAUGUUGUUUAUAAGGCAAUCAGAAUGUGUUUUCUGAUAAUGCUGGUUUAUGUAUAUUCAUCAGCAGAACGUUUUCUCGGUGUUUUCAUCUUCAUUCUUCUGGUCUGGUGUAUACAGGCACGACGUGAUCGAAAUAAUCGUGAGCGAGCGGACCGAGAACUGGCUGCUGCUGCCGUGGACAAUGCCCGUCAGCCACAACAGGCACGACGUGAUCGAAAUAAUCGUGAGCGAGCGGAUCGAGAACUGGCUGCUGCUGCCGUGGACAAUGCCCGUCAACCACAACAGGUAUGUUUUAAGAAGGAAAAGAAUGACUUAUACAAAUACAGUAGUGUGUUAUGGAUGUAG
Molecule: messenger RNA, 972 nt
Organism: Gongylonema pulchrum
Lineage: Eukaryota; Metazoa; Nematoda; Chromadorea; Rhabditida; Gongylonematidae
Source: the annotation of a GenBank genome assembly